ACGAGCGGAAGUGGCGUCCCCGGACGCUUUAGGGAAGGUAGCCGCGGAACAGACUGAGACCCGGGCCGUUGGUGGACCGCGUAGGCCUCCCUAGGCCGCCAUGAACCGGCUCCAGGAUGACUACGAUCCCUACGCGGUGGAAGAGCCGAGUGACGAGGAGCCGGCUCUGAGCAGUUCUGAAGAUGAAGUCGACGUGCUAUUACAUGGAACUCCUGACCAAAAACGAAAACUCCUCAGGGAAUGUCUUACUGGGGAAAGUGAGUCAUCAAGUGAAGACGAGUUUGAGAAAGAAAUGGAAGCCGAGUUAAACUCCACCAUGAAAACAAUGGAGGAUCAGUUAUCCUCUAUGGGGACAGGGUCUUCCUCGGGAGUUGGGCGUGUUGGAGGAGUCACAGCAAAGUACUAUGAUGACAUUUAUUUUGAUUCCGAUUCUGAGGAUGAAGACAAAGGCACACAAGUGACCAAGAAGAAGAAGAAACAGCGCAGGAUCCCAACAAAUGAUGAGUUACUGUAUGAUCCUGAGAAAGACAACAGAGACCAAGCCUGGGUUGAUGCGCAGAGAAAGGGUUAUCAUGCCUGUGGCCUGCGGAGACCACAUCAGAAGCAGCAGCCGGUUCCCAACAGUGACGCUGUUCUGAAUUGCCCUGCCUGCAUGACCACCCUGUGCCUUGACUGCCAGAGGCAUGAGUCCUACAAGACUCAGUACAGAGCGAUGUUCGUGAUGAAUUGCUCUGUCAACAGAGAGGAGGUUCUAAGAUACAAGAACCCAGGAAACAGGAAGAAAAAGCGGGGCGCUAAGAAGAUGAGGUCGAGCCCCGAAGGUCCUGUGGAGACAGACGUGGAGGAAGUCUAUCACCCUGUCAUGUGCACAGAGUGUUCUACUGAAGUGGCGGUCUAUGACAAGGAUGAGGUCUUCCACUUUUUCAAUGUGUUAGCGAGCCAUUCCUGAGGAGCGACAGGUAACUGACUCCACAGCCCUGUGUGAAGCACAUACGGACUCUUCCCUAUCAUAUCACUCAGUGACAUUGGUUAUUAAAGCAGUAUUUCAUCGUUAUGAAAGAAUGGUCAUCAACCCUUAUCUCUUCUCCCUUUUUUCUUUUUAAUUUUCCCAUGAGUAAUGACGGACUGAUUAUUUUCACUUUUGGUGCAUCUUUUUGGUUUUUCGAGACAGGGUUUCUCUGUGGUUUUGGAGCCUGUCCUGGAACUAGCUCUUGUAGACCAGGCUGGUCUCGAACUCACUGAGAUCUGCCUGCCUCUGCCUCCCGAGUGCUGGGAUUAAAGGUGUGCACCACCACCGCCCGGCAUUGGUGCAUCUUUGGAGACUUUGGGGCUUUUGAUUUAUUAGAUUAGCUUCCGAGAAUUAAAUAGUUCUGGAAUAAGUAUCUGUUUCCUAGUGUUUGGUCCAUUUUCUACUGCUAUAGCAAAGUACUAGAGGUUGAUGCUUUGUAAAGAAAUGAGUUUCAGGGAUUGUCAGGGAUUGUCCCUGGAUCCCUCAGUGGAAGAAAAGUAUGACUCUCAAGAUUUCCUGUGACUGACCCAGACAUGCAUGCCUACCUGUGCACAUGUGCAAAUACACACACACAGGACCUAAAAAGUGGAGGAGUGUUGAGAAUUUGGUGGGGUAGCAGACAGAAGUGGGGCCAGUAAGUAGGAAGAAAGUUCAGUGCCAUGCAUCUGAGAAUGCCAUGAUGAAACAAACCUGUUUUGUAUGUCAUGGGACAUUAAAUAAACUACUCUGAGGAACUGUUGUUUGUACCCUCUCACAGCGAGCAGUCUUGACACCAGACAUUCCCAAGGCUGUUUGGGCCAGGCGCACAGAACUAUGCCACAGUGCAGCUCGCUUUAAAUGGAGCACAAAAUACCUGUUUAAGGGGCUUAAACAGACCCAGUUGAAGUUAAUUGUUCCUUCUUCAGCUGGCUGAUUGUGUCAUGCUCUAUUGCUGUGUGAUGUGACCUCAGACAUAAAGAACAAUACACGUUCAUUGUCAUAUUUUUUUUGUGUCAGAAGCCUGGCUACAGUCAAGCAGUGCAUUCAACACGAGCUCACAGAGGCGAUAAGGAACCUGGUUGGGUAAUGCCUCUUGGAGACUUGGGUAGGCAAGUUCCUAUUCCCGGUGUCUCAGGCCAUUGGCAGAAUGUAUAUCCUUAUAGCCACGGGACUAAAAUGCCUACCCCCCCCCCCACCUUGCUGGUUGUCAGCCAGGAGGUAGUGAAGUCCCCCCACAUUGAUUAGCCAGGAGCUGCUCUCGGCUCCCAGAGGCUACCUCCCUCCAAAUGUAGAAAUACAUAAACUAUUAAAUAUCUCUCAUUAAUUGUUUUAUUUUUAUUUCGAAGAAACAUAUAUACACACACACACACUUUUAUAGUAUGUUUUUCUGUGUGGCAAAUGUUGACUAUGUUUUUUUUUUGUUUGUUUGUUUUCUUAGUUCCUAAUCUGAACUAGACACUCCUAGGAGUAGUUACUGCCUCAGGCUUUUGAAUCCUUACCAGAGAUUUGGAGCAGAAAGAACAGAUAAAAGAUGCUGUAAUUAGGGAAGCUGGACCCUGUUGUGAAACAGUGACCUGCACCCAUUUUUCUUUGUAAAUAAUUUUUGAGCGACUUCUUUUCAUUUUUGAUAUUUGACUAUCUCUGACUCACUGGUUUGCUCUGGUUUCUUAGCAGACAUGGGAAGUUUUUGUGUUUGUUUUGAUUUUUCCUUUACUGGGGAUUGUACCCAGGGCCUUAUGCAUGCCAGGAAGUGAUUUAUCACAGAGCUAUAACCUAGCCAACCAGAUACUGAUGCCAUGUUCUCCUGCCCCACCCCUGGGACAGCCAUGACAGGAGUGGGAAGGUGUUUCAUAAAUAGACCAUGGAGCAGCGUCUCUGGGACAGGCCUGGGACUGGUGUCCCAGCACUAGCCUUCUAGCUUGUCUGAAUGGGAAAGAGACGAAUAGGCACACCAUGCAGACAAAGGGGUAUUUAUUUAGUGGG
Alexandromys fortis (reed vole) is the source of this 2971-nucleotide messenger RNA. RefSeq names its product E2F associated phosphoprotein (gene Eapp). Gene Ontology annotation, biological process: positive regulation of cell population proliferation. The transcript has 6 exons. Bases 101 to 949 code for a protein of 282 amino acids. Gene Ontology annotation, cellular component: nucleus. The record is from RefSeq and is a predicted model, not a curated record. Lineage: Eukaryota; Metazoa; Chordata; Mammalia; Rodentia; Cricetidae.